AACCGACCUUUAUGACAGUUCGGGAGUUUUCGGUAACGCAAGUUGUUCAAACUGAGUCUUGUUCCUUCCUCUGAGUAUCUGCAGUGUACCGUGCCGUCUCGUGCUCUUCCUUUUCCUGACACAAAUGCAGGUGUAGACAUUACAUUUGUCAGUAGAUGUUGCUUUUGAAUAACCCUAAAGAACUUGAAACCACUUGUGAGACUCUUGCCUUGAUUAGCAGGGGAAGAGCGAGAGGGAAGACUUACCAGACAAGAUCCAAAACCAGUGUGACCUUUGCCUUUCUAAUAAGGUGACUCAGAAACUCUGCAUAGAGGACUCCUAGCCAGAGCUGCUUGGUGCAGGAGUUCGAAGAUGCAUCAAGACUGAUAGUGAGGACAGAAAAAUCUCCUUGAAGAAGAGUACAGCCUGAACUAUUGGCCAUGUCUAUCACGGAUCACAGCCCCACCACCGGAGUGGUGACUGUCAUUGUUACCCUGAUCGCUAUUGCAGCUCUGGGAGCCCUGAUCCUGGGCUGCUGGUGCUACCUGCGGCUGCAGAAGAUCAGCCAGUCUGAGGAUGAGGAAAGCAUUGUGGGCGAAGGAGAAACCAAAGAGCCCUUUCUGCUGGUGCAGUACUCUGCUAAAGGACCUUGUGUGGAAAGGAAAGCAAAGCUAACUCCAAAUGGCCCAGAAGUACACAGCUAACUCGGAGCAACACAUGCAGAUGGACUAUGCUCGUGACGUGUAACCAGCAGAAGCAUCUCAAUACUGUGAAAAACCUGGUCACGUGCACACCAUUCAUCGCAACACACCCUGAUGAGAAUUAAAUAAGCUUUGUUUGCAACUGCGUGCACUGAGAAGUUGCACUGUGCAUUGACUGUGUAUCCUAAUUCCUCAAUGGCAGGAGCUGACUCGCCUGGCAUAAUGUCCGUUGCCAGCAAUGGGCACAGGGAUACUCUGGUGUGAAGAGACUACUACUGUUUUUUGUUACUUGAAUGUUUAGCUGAGCCUAUUUUGAUGGAACUACUACUGUAAUGUAAACUACUUUACAACUGUGAACUGUAAAUAGGCUGCCAGAAACUUCUUGCUUUGUGUUCUGUAGCAUAUGGGAAUAUGAUGCACUUGUAUGUAAUACACAAGGGGACUCCAGACCUUCAAAACCAAAUCUGCAGUUAAAAAGCUUGCUUCUGCUAUGACAUUGAGUGUGCAGCCAUUAAGUCAGAACUUUGAACAGUUUAUUGGGCUGAUGCAGAGUACUUCAUUUGAAAAGGGAUAAGCAUUUAGUCAUAUGCUGAGGGAGGACACACAGGAGCUACAAGAAGGAAGAGUUCCUUUAGUUGCAGCUAUGUUGUUUAAGCUCCAAGCUGCUAGGACUGAGUUCUCUAUGUAGCUACUGCAAGGAAACUGCCAUUUUGAUGGAUUCUAACAUGGAAACUAAUGAUGGAUACUGGACCCUCAGGGGAAGUCCAGAAGGUUUCCAGGUGUUUGAAUGGCAGUAGAGCAGACUUUUUCUCUUCCAUAGGUCUGUGUGCUGAAACUGCAGAAGUGAUUACUUAGCAAAACUGGCUUAAGUGCAACUAGUAUGAAUUCUUCCCAGAACCCUAGUUUGUGUACUUAGCAGAUAGGGUGUAUGUUAACAGCCUGUUAUAAAAAGGUAUUUUAGUCUACAGUCAGCCAACUCUAGAAUUCAGUUAAUGUAUCUUGUAUAUAACUUUUGAUUGAACUGUACUACAACAGGAGAAGUUUCAGUCUUUUCUACUGUUGGUAGGGGCAAGGGUUAUUGCUGGUCAGUAGAAGUUUUUAGCUAGCAAUGGCCAAGUCCUUCCAGAGAACAUACAUUUCCUGCUCUGUGCUGUAGUUCAGCUAUACGAACUGUAAAAAGGUGUUAAAUGGGAUGUUCUGGACUGCAAACGUCUGGGGGGAAAAGCCAGAAAGGGGAGGAGAAGAAACAACAUUGAGCAACCAAUGGCAGCUUACAUAUUCUGAAACUCUGUGUAGGCACACAUGCUUUAGAGGUCACUGGCCUGUUUUCUAUUACUUUAUACAUGGCCUCCUUUGCAUACUGGUAUUUUUAAACACUUAAUUGCCUAGCCUUAAUUCAGCUCCAGAGGAAGCAUGAGAUUUGCUUCUUGUACCUGUACAUAUGGAAUAACUUAAGGCCUAGCAAGCUUGCUUGAGAAUUUUAACUAUAUGCAAGACAAGAAUGGCCUAGACAGUAAGUUGUCCCCUUCUUUUAUACUAAGAGGUUGAAUUGCUUUGUUAGUGCUACAUUUGUGGUUUUUAAAUUGAAAGCUAUAAUUUGAAGCCAAAUAAAUGCUGUCAGUAGCAAAAAAGUAGCAAAAAGCUCUUGCUGUUGCCUCUUGAGUACAACAUAUGGGGUACAGCUGAUAAUGUUCUUAGCCUGACACGUGCUUUUUUAAGAUGCUACUCUUAAGAGACUUGCAUGUAUAGUCAGACCUGUACACUUGCUGUAUUCCAGACCUUUUAAAAGCAAAGAAAAAAGGAUUAAUUCAGUAAGACUUCCUUUAGUUUUCAGUAGAGAACAGUUCACACAUGGUUCUUGUGGUUUCCAGGACAGUCAGAAUACCAGUAUACAAAAGUGAUACAAAGUGCUGGAAGUUAUAGAACAGAACAGUUGUAGCAAGAUGACUUUGUCCAUUCAAGUUUACUGAUUACACAGAUGAAGUAUCUAUUUUAAUUCAGCAAAGAGAAUGCAGUGUAAAGGGCAAACUUCAGAAAUUAUGGAAAAGUAUAAAUCAAAGGUCUAAUUUCCCUUCUAGCAGCUGUAAGAGAAAGCCAGUGAAAACUAACUGGUCCUUAGUCAGAGGUGCUUCACUGUUGCCCCUACAAACCAGUAUCUUUAAUUUAAAUGGAUAGGUGUUUGCAAGUUAGUGCAAUAGUAAAGUGCAGAAAGUGUUUUCCGUUCUCCUCGUCUCUUAAGAUGGGGGUAUCUAAUAAGUUGUUCAAGUAUAUAAAAAUACUCCAUUUGAUUUUUCUUUUUCUAGAUCAUGUGGGGGAAGAAGUCUUUAUUUACAAUGAAUGUCAAUAAAAUUUGCAUAAAUACCUACCCAA
This is a messenger RNA of Corvus hawaiiensis (hawaiian crow), 3050 nucleotides long. It is a transcript of the gene SNN, whose product is annotated as stannin. Bases 420 to 683 code for a protein of 87 amino acids. Gene Ontology annotation, cellular component: mitochondrial outer membrane. The transcript has 3 exons. The record is from RefSeq and is a predicted model, not a curated record. NCBI's taxonomy places the organism in Eukaryota, Metazoa, Chordata, Aves, Passeriformes, Corvidae.